Manihot esculenta (cassava) is the source of this 1226-nucleotide messenger RNA. RefSeq names its product CBS domain-containing protein CBSX1, chloroplastic. The transcript is spliced from 8 exons. Lineage: Eukaryota; Viridiplantae; Streptophyta; Magnoliopsida; Malpighiales; Euphorbiaceae. The record is from RefSeq and is a predicted model, not a curated record. Bases 122 to 832 code for a protein of 236 amino acids.
CAAGACUCGUGAGCAGUCUCAAUCUCUAUCACUCGCUUGCACUUUUAUCUUCACUUCCGCUAGUCUCCUUCUCCACACCCCUCUUCUCCCCUUUCUCGAUUUCUCCCACAUCUCCAACACCAUGCACUCCAUUCUCCAUCUUAAUCUCUCGGUCGCUCGCCUACCUGACGCUGUUCCUUCUACCACGACCGCCACCGUUGCCUCCGCUCACCAGCUUCCUUGUCUUCUCUUGUCCCGUGCAGGCCAGAGAUUCGUACCUCUAUCAGUCAUUUCGUGUCCUCGUCGCUCCUCAUCUAUCGCCGCAAAUGGCACCUUGAUGGCCAAUUCUCCAAAAAGUGGAGUUUAUACAGUUGGUGAAUUUAUGACAAGGAAAGAGGAUUUGCAUGUAGUAAAACCAACAACAACUGUGGAUGAAGCUUUGGAAACUCUGGUGGAACACAGAAUUACAGGCUUUCCUGUAAUUGAUGAUGAUUGGAAACUGGUUGGUCUUGUGUCAGAUUAUGACUUGUUAGCAUUGGACUCUAUAUCAGGUGGUGGAAGAACUGCAAACAGCAUGUUUCCAGAGGUUGACAGCACUUGGAAAACUUUUAAUGAGGUACAAAAUUUACUCAGCAAAACCAAUGGGAAGGUUGUUGGUGACUUAAUGACCCCGGCCCCAGUUGUUGUCCGUGAAACCACUAAUCUUGAGGAUGCUGCAAGAUUGUUGCUGGAGACAAAAUAUCGUAGACUUCCAGUUGUUGAUUCCGAGGGCAAACUGGUUGGAAUUAUCACAAGAGGAAACGUUGUAAGAGCUGCCCUUCAAAUAAAGCAUGACAUUGAAGGAACAGCUUGAUAUCCAAAUGUUCUGCAACGAAAAUGAGGAGCGGAAGGCAAACUGGAUCAAUUGCUUCCAUGAACUGGUUCAACUUCAGCAGAUAAGAGGUUGGAAGAGCUUGGCUACGUACAAUUUUGGCUUAUUCUGUACCUCGUUUUUGCUGUUUAUAUUGUUAAGUUACUAGUAAUUGCCAGGAUCAAAGUGAUUAGGGACCAAUUAUUUUUGUUUAUCUCUCCAUUCUGCCACUAGUCCUCCCUCUUUAAUUAUCCCAUAUAAGGGAAGGGACAAGCAGUGGAAAAAGAAAAGAGAAAACAACUGAUGUAGAUACAUUGUUUGGAGAUAGUUUGUAAUCUUAUGGAACACAUGAUUCUAGCAAGAAUGGGUGCUUCUUAUAAUUGUCUUAGAAUUCAAA